Messenger RNA from Prunus armeniaca (apricot), 237 nucleotides. The record is from the annotation of a GenBank genome assembly. Lineage: Eukaryota; Viridiplantae; Streptophyta; Magnoliopsida; Rosales; Rosaceae.
AUGCAAAUGGAUCUAUCGAGUGAUAUAAGGCAAGACUUGUGGCAAAAGGCUAAUUUGGAUUGGUCAGUACACCAAUUUGAUGUAAAGAAUGCUUUUCUACAUGGCGAACUCACGGAGGAAGUGUACAUGGACAUUCCUCCUGGAUAUAAUGACAGGACCUACCCCGGAUUUCCUCGAAAAUCGGGACGGAUCCCGCCUAAUUACCGACAUCACCCUAAUGCCGGGCCCACUUACUAA